AACUGCGGCGGAAACGUUUCUGGUGUGCUGAAAGGCGGAUCCCUCUUUGCCACUUUGUCUUUUAGAACUUCUGUUGAACUGUUUUCUACUUGUCACUCCGCGAAGAGUUGCUAAAUCAAACAAAAACGGCUAUUUGGUGUAUUAAAUCAGCCCUGUAUCCAGUCGAGCUUUACGGACGCAUUGACGAGAAGGAGUUUUUCCCCUGUAGCCAUAGCUAGCUAACUUUUAACGCAUUUAACUUGUUCCCUGCCCUGCAACACAACUGGGAAGGUGCAACACCGGACCAAACACAGCAAGAUGGCAGAUAAAGAACUGAUGUGGGCAUUGAAGACUGGGGACCUGGAUGAGGUCAAAGCCAAACUAGUAACGGCCGAGGAUGUAAAUCGGACCCUGGAUGGUGGGAGGAAGCCUCUUCAUUACGCUGCAGACUUUGGUCAGGUGGAUGUGGUGCAGUUCCUCAUUUCUAAGGGAGCAGAUGUCAACGCUCCAGACAAACAUGGGCUCACUCCUCUGAUCUCUGCCUGUUUUGAGGGCCACCUCUCAUGUGUCAAGAUCCUGCUAGAAAAGGGAGCUGACAAAGACCGGAAAGGACCGGACGGCAUCAGUGCCUUUGAAGCUGCUGAGAGUGAUGCCAUAAAGGCUCUGCUCAAGUGAGACAAAACAGUGUGGCUGGACAGGUGGGUGAACGGGCACACAGAUGGACGCAGUGGUCCAGAAGACAGAAGACGGACUCACCUAUUUUACCCUAUCAACCUCUGUCUUAAAACUGCUUUUGUCUGUUUGUUGGAGGUUCAUUUAGUCUGUCUGGUGAUUUUUCCUUUACCUUUUUUUUCCUCUAUGUUCCCUUCUCUCCGAGUUUUGGGAUAGGAUUUCCUCUUCAUUUGGCCUCUGUCUGUAGCCAUUUAACUAAGGACUUAUAAAGUGUCCCUUAGGGACCAAAUACUGAGGGAGAGCUGUUCAACUUGGAUCCUAAAACACUGUUCAGACUAGAAAUCAGUCUCUGACCUUAAUGCCAGCUUAGCACUUAAUUACACAACGUUUUUCAGUCUUUUGGAACUGUAAAGUAAUCAAAUGGUUAAAAAUCAGCUGUGUUAAUAUUUUUUACAACUUCAGUACAAGCAUUGCGCGGCCAGGGUUUGAUCUCAUGACCAGUCGGUGCACUGUGCUGUACUGGUAGAAUAAAAGGAAAAGUUGUGAAGUUUCCGUAUAUAAACCUUUCAUUCUGCGUGGCCUCUUCCUUGUUUGCUUUUUUCUUUUUUUUUUACAUAGCCCAAACUGUUCCUCAUGUCCCAUCUUGGAACUUUGGAAAUAUUGGGUCGGAGCGAUCAAGAGGUCGGGUUUUCUUUCUUCUUGGCCCUGUUAUCACUCACAUAUCAUUAACACAUUUAAACCUGUUGUGUUUCUUUGACCAAUCACCAUGCUGGCUGACUAGAAAGACUUGAAUGUUGCUUUUUAAAAUGUUACUGAAUCCCUUUGAAAGCGAUGCUAACGGCACAUAAUAGGAUUAGGACUUCUAGAAAUUUGUUUUUUCAACCCACGCCCCCUAGAGUGAAUUUUCGGAGCAAAAAACUUUUUUUUCUUUAUUAAUUUUAAUAAAUUUCUUUUGCUGCAGCUUCUGUCAGUGAUUUGUAACGGGUGGGUUCAUGGCGUUGUAAGUGGGAAACUGGAGUUGGAACCUUGAUCGCGGGGACUGCUGAUAUUCUGCUUGCCUUGGAUUUGGUUCGACACCCUGCCUGUUUUGCUGCAUGUUAAAACUGCCUCUGCUUUUAUGCUAGAAAAUGGUCACUGUCCUCUUGUUUGCUUUCAAAUGAAUUACUACUAUGUAACAGACAAAAAGAUGCUCUCACUGACUUUGUUGUGACAAAAGUCUGUAAAAACCAAUAAAAAUGUCAAUAAAAAAUG
Melanotaenia boesemani (Boeseman's rainbowfish) is the source of this 1902-nucleotide messenger RNA. RefSeq names its product myotrophin (gene mtpn). Gene Ontology annotation, molecular function: protein binding. The record is from RefSeq and is a predicted model, not a curated record. NCBI's taxonomy places the organism in Eukaryota, Metazoa, Chordata, Actinopteri, Atheriniformes, Melanotaeniidae. The coding region runs from base 298 to 654 and encodes 118 amino acids. Gene Ontology annotation, biological process: regulation of barbed-end actin filament capping. Gene Ontology annotation, cellular component: cytoplasm; nucleus. The transcript is spliced from 4 exons.